Orycteropus afer afer is the source of this 1107-nucleotide messenger RNA. RefSeq names its product translocation associated membrane protein 1 like 1 (gene TRAM1L1). Lineage: Eukaryota; Metazoa; Chordata; Mammalia; Tubulidentata; Orycteropodidae. The coding region runs from base 1 to 1107 and encodes 368 amino acids. Gene Ontology annotation, biological process: protein insertion into ER membrane; SRP-dependent cotranslational protein targeting to membrane, translocation. The transcript has a single exon. Gene Ontology annotation, cellular component: endoplasmic reticulum membrane. The record is from RefSeq and is a predicted model, not a curated record.
AUGGCGAUACGCAAGAAGAGCACCAAGAACCCCCCAGUCCUGAGCCACGAAUUCAUCCUGCAGAAUCAUGCGGACAUUGUCUCCUGUGUGGGAAUGUUCUUCGUGCUGGGACUGAUGUUCGAGGCAACAGCAGAAGCAUCUAUCGUUUUUAUCACUCUUCAGCAUAGUGUUACUGUUCCUGCAACAAAAGGACAGGCCACUGAAUCCAGGUCCCUUUAUAAUUAUGGUGUCAAAGAUUUGGCCACAAUUUUUUUCUAUAUGCUAGUGGCAAUAAUUAUUCACGCAACAAUUCAGGAGUAUGUGUUGGAUAAAAUCAAUAGGCAAAUGCAGUUUCCUAAAACGAAACAGUGCAAGUUUAAUGAAUCUGGUCAGCUUAGUGUAUUUUACCUUGUUUCUUGUAUUUGGGGCACGCUCAUUCUAAUCUCUGAAAACUACAUUUCAGACACUAGUGUCUUAUGGAGGGCUCGUCCCCAUAAUAUGAUGACAUUUCAAAUGAAGUUUUUCUAUAUAUCACAGUUGGCUUACUGGGUCCAUGCUUUUCCUGAACUCUACUUCCAGAAAACCAAAAAACAAGACAUUCCUCGUCAACUCAUCUACUGUGGUCUUCACCUCUUUCACAUUGCUGGAGCUUACCUUCUGUACUUGAAUCAUCUAGGACUUAUUCUUUUGGUGUUGCAUUAUUUUGUUGAAUUACUUUCCCACAUGUGUGACCUCUUUUAUUUGAAUGACGAGAAGUAUGAAAAAAGGUUUUCUCUGUGGGCAGUUGUGAUUAUUUUGGGUAGACUGUUGAUUUUAAUUGUUUCAGUACUUGCUGUUGGCUUUCAUCUUGCUGGAUCGGAGACUCAGAAGCCGGAUAUCAUUGCUGGAAACUUCAAUGUGUUGGCUGCAAAAAUUGCUGUUCUGUCUUCCAGUUGCACUAUCCAAGCAUUCAUAACAUGGAAUUUAAUUACUGUCCAGCUUUACAGGUGGUGGGAACAAUCUACCUUUGAGGCCCCAUGCAUGAAGAAGAAAAGGACAACUACUAAAGGAAAAUCUAGAAAAGGAACAGAAGAUGGAGUGGAAACUUCAAAUAAAGCAGACUCUUCCGGAAGUAGGAAAGAGAAAUAA